AUGGCCGAUACAUGGAAAUGGACGCCUGAUUCGAAACUCUGCUUUGUUACCACUGGAGCCACCGCGCCAUUCACUGAACUUAUCGAAUCGGUUUUGAUGCAGUACGGUUCCGCCAAGGAUGUCUACGAGCAGUUCUCAACCUUAGCUCGAGCAUACAUCCAGGAGACCCAAUCAAAAGGAGAGUUCAUAAUAGAGGGCAUCGAUUUCAACCCAGACGGGUUGCAAGCCCAGUUCCAAUUAGUUCAGCGGUCAAAAGGCUUGGUCAUCUCACAUGCUGGCUCGGGCUCGAUCCUCGAAGCACUCCGCUACCAGAUCCCACUUAUCGUCGUGCCCAACACUGGACUACUCGACAAUCACCAAGAGGAGCUCGCAGCCGCAAUGGAACGUAACAACUAUCUCGUCCGCGGCGACGUCACAAAUCUUGCACCUGCGAUAAAGAAGUCUGACGAAUUCCGAUUGAAGAUGUCGCAGUUUCCACCUGUUACUAGCGGGAAGCAUCGUGAGACUAAGAGCUUCGCGGCUAUUAUGGAUGAGACGACGGGACAUAUGGAUUGA
Messenger RNA from Alternaria atra, 555 nucleotides. RefSeq lists its product as uncharacterized. Gene Ontology annotation, cellular component: extrinsic component of endoplasmic reticulum membrane; UDP-N-acetylglucosamine transferase complex. Gene Ontology annotation, biological process: dolichol-linked oligosaccharide biosynthetic process. The record is from RefSeq and is a predicted model, not a curated record. The transcript has 4 exons. NCBI's taxonomy places the organism in Eukaryota, Fungi, Ascomycota, Dothideomycetes, Pleosporales, Pleosporaceae. Gene Ontology annotation, molecular function: hexosyltransferase activity. The coding region runs from base 1 to 555 and encodes 184 amino acids.